UUCUCGUUCUCUUUUCAUUGCUUCUUGUGAGAUUCUUCUCGUCAAAGAGGAGACGAACGAUGAAGCUCAACAUUUCUUACCCAGCCACUGGGUGCCAGAAGCUCAUUGAAGUUGAUGAUGAAAAAAAGCUGCGAAACUUCUAUGAAAAACGUAUUUCAGCUGAGUGCAGUGCUGAAUGUCUUGGUGAGGAAUGGAAGGGAUAUGUGGUCAGAAUCUCUGGAGGAAAUGACAAACAGGGAUUCUCCAUGAAACAGGGAGUCAUGACAAAUGGCCGUGUGCGUCUUCUGCUCUCAAAAGGCCACACCUGCUACAGGCCACGCAGAACUGGUGAGCGUAAGCGCAAGUCUGUGCGUGGCUGCAUUGUAGAUGCCCAGCUCAGUGUGCUAAACUUGGUCAUCAUCAAGAAAGGUGAUAAUGAUAUUCCUGGCCUCACAGACACCACUGUGCCUCGCCGCCUUGGCCCUAAGAGAGUUGGCAAGAUCAGGAAGAUGUUUAACUUGUCCAAGGAAGAUGAUGUGCGUCAGUAUGUUAUCAGGAGGACACUCCCAGAAAAAGAAGGCAAGAAGACAAGGACCAAGGCUCCCAAGAUCCAGCGCCUGGUCACACCUGUGGUGUUGCAGCGCAAGCGUAAAAUCUUGGCCCUGAAAAAGAUGAGAGCACAGAAAGCCAAGCAGGAGUAUGCUGAUUACACUAGGCUACUCGCCAAGAGAGCUAAGGAGGCUAAGGAGAAGCGUCAUGAAAUGCUGAAGAAAAAGCGUGCUUCCUCAAGUCACCGAGAGUCAGUGAGCAGUGCAAAAUGAGUGCUGUGUAAAUUUGAAGUAAUAAAGAUAAUUGAAACACUGCU
Molecule: messenger RNA, 844 nt
Organism: Pocillopora damicornis (cauliflower coral)
Lineage: Eukaryota; Metazoa; Cnidaria; Anthozoa; Scleractinia; Pocilloporidae
Product: small ribosomal subunit protein eS6
Biological process (GO): translation
Cellular component (GO): ribosome
Molecular function (GO): structural constituent of ribosome
Source: RefSeq, a predicted model, not a curated record